GAGUACAAAUGUAAUGAACAACAAGAAACAAAGUGGUAGUCGGGUGAGAAUAAAAGACACAGAAAGAACAAGUAAAUAUAUAACAGUAGGAAAGAGAGGUAUCAGCAACAGCUGUCAUUUCUGGACUAGCAAAGUGUUAUCGUCGCUCUUGAAUCAGUUUUCCUGGCUGAGAGCCGGGAUCUUUGGCUGUCAAAACACGAAGAACUGGUUUGAGAUUAAGCCCCGGCUCUGAACCAGCCCUCGAGCUGUCAUGCUGGAAGAGAGCAGGUGAACAUGGAGGAAAAUAUGGACGUCGACAGUCUUAUUCAACACAUUGAACGAGACACGGAGGCCACAUCAUUUCCCUUCUCGGUCACCGACGACUGGAGGGAGGACGGGAACGAGACCACUGGGAAUCAGUUCCAACAGCCAGACUGGCAGGUGGCUCUGUGGGCUAUAGCCUACACCCUAAUCAUCGUGGUGUCCAUCACUGGAAAUGUCACAGUCAUCUGGAUUAUCCUCGCUCACCGACGCAUGAGGACCGUGACCAACUACUUCAUCGUCAACCUGGCCUUCUCCGACGUCUCCAUGGCAACCUUCAACACCCUUUUUAACUUUGUCUAUGCACUUCACAACGACUGGUACUUCGGUCUGGGCUACUGCAGAUUUCAGAACUUUUUCCCCAUCACUGCAAUGUUUUCAUCAAUAUACUCCAUGGCUGCCAUCGCGGUGGACAGGUAUAUGGCCAUCAUCCACCCUCUGAAGCCCCGCCUCUCCUCCACCUCCACAAAGGUCGUGAUCGCUGUGAUUUGGAUCGUGGCGGUUUCAUUGGCCUUCCCUCAGUGCUACUACAGCGUGACCAGGUUUUAUUACCCCAGGACCGUGUGCAUGGUCAACUGGCCUGAUGAUUACGGAGGAAAACAUCAACUGAGUUACCAGUUUGCAUUGAUAUUGCUGAUCUACGUCCUCCCUCUGCUGGUGAUGCUGGUGACCUACAGCUUGGUCGGCCAAACACUGUGGGGCGGACACAUCCCAGGGGAGGCAACGGAGCAUUACCACAGCCAGAUGACAGCCAAGAGAAAGGUGGUGAAGAUGAUGGUUGUCGUGGUGGUGACCUUUGCCCUCUGCUGGCUGCCCUACCACACCUACUUCAUACUGGGAUCCUUCAACAGAGACAUUUAUAAACAACAUUACAUUCAGCAGGUGUACCUGGCCAUAUUCUGGCUGGCGAUGAGUUCCACUAUGUACAAUCCUAUAAUUUACUGCUGUCUAAACCAAAGGUUCCGUGCUGGUUUCCGUCACGCCUUUGCUUGGUGUCCCUUCAUCAAAUUGUCGGAGGAGGACAAGAUGGAGCUGCGGCACACACACACCUUCAGAGUGACCAUGACACGCAGCAACCGCAACGACGCCUCGUACACACGAGCCUCCAUCAAGACAAGCGCCCUCGACUCAGACAUCAAAACUGAGCUGAACCCGGAGAGCGACGCUUCUGUGCGUCUUGACAAAUGCACGUCGGCGAACAACACACACGGGGUGAAGAGUCUGGAGGACCCAAAAUCAGCAGCCGACAAACUUAUGGAGCACAACCAGUGAAGUCAGGAUGAGGCAAUUCUUAGUGGGAAGACAGCAGGGCUCUUCUGCAGAGCUGAACUCCACAAAGAGGCCACCGACAGCCAAUCAGAGCGGUACAAACUGUGCCAACGUUCAUCCACCUGGACAGGAAGGGAUGUGUUGUCCACGUGACCUGGGAAUAGGAACAUGUUUUUAUAUAAACUACUCAAUGUGAAUUAGAAGCUGUUGCUGUUAAUGCCAACAUGGUCAUAUUAAACAUGUGAAAACACAUCUGCACACUGAAUAAAUGAUCAGCUGAUUCUGGCAGUGUUGGCAUUUGCUGCUGAGUCUGUAUAUAAAUCCCUCCAUCUUUCAUCUCUUUCUCUUACAGCUCCCAUGCUCCAUCUUCUAAAUCCUUCCGUCACUGUUUGCUUUUCUUCUUCCCUCUCUUUUAAAGAAAAGCUGCUAACUAUGAUGUUCUAUUGUAAGUGUAGUGUAGUUCUUCUUAAAUGUCACCGUCACGUCAAGAAGUGUGUCUCGCUUAUGUUGUGAUUUCACUGGUUCAGACUUCUGUAAUAUUUCUCAUGGUCAGUGAAGAGUCCUGAUUAAAUGUUAAGUGCUGCUACUGAAUCUGUUGUGAAAUGUAACAUUGACAUCUACUGAGAAUAUUCAUGUGAAAUAUGCUGAUGAAGUGCAAAUGUAAAUAUAUACAAUUGGUGUGAUGGUUGCACAUUUACAGUCAGGUCAUUAUCUAAAUAAAAGAACAAUAUAAAAAGAAAAAGAACC
Messenger RNA from Platichthys flesus (European flounder), 2316 nucleotides. It is a transcript of the gene tacr2, whose product is annotated as tachykinin receptor 2. The record is from RefSeq and is a predicted model, not a curated record. Gene Ontology annotation, molecular function: substance K receptor activity. Gene Ontology annotation, biological process: G protein-coupled receptor signaling pathway; positive regulation of flagellated sperm motility. The transcript has 9 exons. Gene Ontology annotation, cellular component: sperm midpiece; plasma membrane. Bases 274 to 1572 code for a protein of 432 amino acids. NCBI's taxonomy places the organism in Eukaryota, Metazoa, Chordata, Actinopteri, Pleuronectiformes, Pleuronectidae.